This is a messenger RNA of Orbicella faveolata, 1645 nucleotides long. RefSeq lists its product as uncharacterized. Lineage: Eukaryota; Metazoa; Cnidaria; Anthozoa; Scleractinia; Merulinidae. The record is from RefSeq and is a predicted model, not a curated record.
GAAUCACUACUCCCACUUCCCAAGGCCACCGACUUGCCUUUUCGCACGAACAUCGAUGCCGGUAACAAUUUUACCUAAUGAAAACGUAUGGCGGUGUUACACCAGGGAAAAGUCUGUCCCAUUUAUCUAUCGUUGCAUUUCAAGCUCCAGCACUUAGCUGACACAACUGUCCCUACGACCACGCCGAGUGGACGCCGGCGAGUUAAAUAAGAGCCAACCUUGACAGCAAUAGUGAAAAGCCCAAUUUUUUGUUUGGUGAACUUUUUACAUCAGGAGCUUAGUGACGGCUGCAUGCACUUGGUUUGCUCAUUUGAUGUUCUCUGUGUCCUGAUUGGCCAUUUAAAAACCGCUGUAGUUGAGUCUAACAAUUUAAGUGUAGCGUUAGUAAUAAUAAAUUACUAAUUGAGAUUAAUUGCAUACCCUAUUUGCAGGAUCACUAUCGCACAUUCACGAAUAGCGAGAAAAAUUUCCCGAACCCCAAAGAAAUCUUUGAUACUUUGCAUGAGCAGGGCUUCAAAUGCAGUAUCAACAUCACACCCAUAAUCAGCUGUAAUGUUGAUGAAAAUGGCAAGAACAGCCCGUACAAAGCCUUGGACACCGGCAAAGAAGACGGAAUCUUUAUAAUGAAUACCCGUGAAGAUGGCAGUGGCACCCAUGACCCAUACAUUGGAAACGUCAACUAUGGGGGUGGUCACCUUACAUGGGGACACUAUCCUGACCUGGGACGGAAGGACGUACAGAAGUGGUGGGGCGAGCAGUACCGUGACCUGUUGGAAUGGGGGUUGGAUUUUGUGUGGCAAGAUAUGACCACACCUGCGAUGAAGUCCAGCGUUCAUCAGCCAGACUGUCCAUUGUUAUCUUUUCCCAUGGAUUUAAUGCUUAGUCAUAACGAAGAAUCCAGGACUGAAAACGCUAGCGAUGCUGAAGACAAGGUACCAUUUGCAAAACUUCGCUGCUUGUAUAGUGACAACCUCUGUAAAGCCACCUACCAGGGACUGGAAAGUCUAAAGCCAAACGAACGUCAUUUUAUCAUCACACGGGGCGGCUUCGUCGGCAUUCAUCGCUAUGCUGGACUGUGGACAGGUAUGAACCUUAUGAACCUCCAUUGAACCUACAUAAGCCAGUCAUGUAGCAGUUCUGGUAAAGUCACAUCAUUGGCUUGCUUUACGGUGGUCCACAACUGUCACGGCAAAACAAAAAGUCACGGCACUGCAAACUUUACUCACGGCAAGACAAUGUUAUCUGACAGCAAAACAAAAUUAACCCACAGCAGAACACUAUUAAUUCACGGUAAAACAAAAUUGUUUUUGAGUUGAUAAUUCAAAAGAAUUUUACUUUCACACGAGGUUAGUUGGGCCAAUUUUAAUACCAACAAAGUCAUUUUUAAUUGGCAACCGUUUAUGAAUAGGGUCUGUAAAAGGGCAGUGAAUUACUGCCGGACUGAGCAGUUUGUCCGACUUCUCACGUGCCUAUCGUUAUUCGCAACUAAAAGAGGUGCAAAUACGAAUACUUUAGAUUAAGAAACGUACCUUUACCAGAGCCUUUGCAAAAGUGGACAUUUUGAUCGACCAACGAUCCACAAGCGCUGCAAAACAUCAUGAGCUCGAGAUAAGGGACAUUGCACUAAAAGAGGGUUCACAAUAGG